AUGCAUUUAAAGGGACUAAUGGAUUAUAACUAUUUUUUAGGUUUAGAAGUUUUACAAAAUUUUGAUAUUGUUAAUUACCUUAUAGCAGGUAUUGUGUUAUUAGCUCUUAUACUUGCGGUUUUUAAUGAAGACGCUUCAGCAGGAUCUCCAAGAUUAUCUUGGGUAUUAGGAGAAUUUCUACCUAUACAACAUUCCAUAUUUGCUUUAAAUUCUAAUGUAGAAAAGAAACUGUUUCGAAAAAGGAGUAGCAAAAUAUACACAUUUAUCACAUGUUUAUAUAAUUUAUUUCUAGAAUUAAAAAAUUCCAUAACAGAAGGUAAUUUUAUUAUGUUAGUUAAGGAUUGGUUUUUAAAAGUAUUCAAUAAAAUAAUAUUAUAUAAAAAUUUGUUUUUAUUAAAAUAUCGAUCACAAUCCAAAAGACAUUUAUUUUACAUGUUAGUUAAACAAAAAUAUAAUUUACCUAUUCAAAAGGAGGAAAAUGAAAUGCAAAGUUAUUUAGAUGCAAAAAGAGAAUUGAUUCGUUUAAAUCGAUGGUCUUUUAUGUGGAGAGUUUCAAAUGUGAAAAAUGAAUUUCUUCUAUGUGAGAAAAGAAAAGCUAGACCUAUAUCAUCUUAUUCUUACUUAGAUUUUAUAAGAGAACCUUUAGUACAAAAUAAUGCAAUACAGGCUGCUAUGGAAUGGUCUACUGGAAAUCAUGGUCCUAGAAUGCUAGGGGGAAAUAGUCAGAUAUUAAGAGACUUAGAAAAAGUUGUAGGAAACUUUUUUGGUAGAAAUGAUUCUAUUUUGGCUGUUUGCGGAUUUUUAGCUUGUAUGUCUGGAAUAGUUGCAGUAGCAACACAUGAAGAUAUUAUAUUAUAUGACAGCAGGACACAUGCAUGUGUAAAAAUGGGAAUACAAAUAUGUGGAGCUAAAGCAUAUUCGUUUAAACAUAAUGAUUAUAAUCAUUUAGAAGUAUUAUUAAUAAAAUAUCGAUAUAAAUAUAGAAAUUGCUGGGUAUGUAUCGAAUCUGUAUAUUCAAUGGAUGGUGAUAUACCACAUUUACCAACCUUCAAAAAAUUAUGUAUACAACAUAAAGCUAAAUUAUAUGUAGAUGAAGCACAUGGUUUGGGUGUUUUAGGAAAAACAGGAAGAGGAAUAGAAGAACAUUUUAAUAUGCCAGGUACAGCUGAUAUUAUUGUAGGAACAUUUAGUAAAUCUAUUGGUGGUGUCGGUGGAUAUAUUGUAGCAUCAGAUGAAGUAAUUGAAUUUUUAGAUUUUCAUUGUAUUGGUAAUGUUUUUUCAGCACCUUUACCAGCUUAUUGUGCCGGAGGUGCAUUAAAAGCUUUCGAAUUAAUAGAUACUCAACCAUGGAGAAUUCAAAAACUUAAAUUUAAUACUAAAUAUUUAAGAAAUGGUUUAAAAACUGGAAUGGGACAUUGGCCUAAGGAUUAUCCUGAAUCUUAUAAAUAUAUUAUUGAAGGCGAUGAUGCUACAAGUGUUAUACCUGUAAUCUUUCCAAAUGAUCCUGAUCGUUUGUUUAAAAUAUGUAACCUUCUAUUAAAAAUGAACUGGAUGAUUUCUGCUGUUGUUUAUCCUGCUUGCCCAUUAAAAUAUCCACGUUUUAGGGUUACAGCAACAUCUGCUUAUACAAUUGAAUAUAUGAAUGAGUUUAUUUCGGAUAUUGUGCGUGCUACAGUUAGGGUUAAACCUUCCCCCCUCGAUACGCAACUGAUCAUAUAA
Plasmodium reichenowi is the source of this 1719-nucleotide messenger RNA. RefSeq names its product serine C-palmitoyltransferase, putative. Bases 1 to 1719 code for a protein of 572 amino acids. Gene Ontology annotation, cellular component: serine palmitoyltransferase complex. The record is from RefSeq and is a predicted model, not a curated record. The transcript has a single exon. Gene Ontology annotation, biological process: sphingosine biosynthetic process; ceramide biosynthetic process. Gene Ontology annotation, molecular function: serine C-palmitoyltransferase activity; pyridoxal phosphate binding. Lineage: Eukaryota; Apicomplexa; Aconoidasida; Haemosporida; Plasmodiidae.